This is a messenger RNA of Tribolium castaneum (red flour beetle), 1951 nucleotides long. RefSeq names its product Carcinine transporter (gene CarT). Gene Ontology annotation, cellular component: membrane. Lineage: Eukaryota; Metazoa; Arthropoda; Insecta; Coleoptera; Tenebrionidae. The record is from RefSeq and is a predicted model, not a curated record. Gene Ontology annotation, molecular function: transmembrane transporter activity. The transcript is spliced from 7 exons. Gene Ontology annotation, biological process: transmembrane transport. Bases 82 to 1908 code for a protein of 608 amino acids.
GCAAGCGGGAAAUAAUCUCAUAAACCUCACUCCUAAGUCUUCACUUAUAAACCCAGCAAUGGUCACUCAGUGUUGCGCAAAAUGGAUCAAAAUGAACAAAACCAUAGCGAAUCGCUUGACCUAGACGACCUUUUACCCCAAGUGGGCGAAUUCGGACGAUAUCAGAAACUACUUCUCUGGCUCAUCUGUCUCCCUGCAUGCCUCCCGUGCGGUUUUUGCGCCUUCAACCAACUGUUCAUGACCGAAACGCCCGAUCAUUGGUGCAAAACACCACAAACACUCAAUCUGACACAAGAAGAACGAAAAAAUCUCUUCAUCCCGAAAAACAACAACUCUUUCUCCAAAUGUCUGAGAUACACAAUUAACUGGACACAAAUCAUGGACAAUAUCACCUCGGGGGCCACCGAGGGGUGUUCUGACGGGUGGGAGUUUGACCAAGACGCCUCCUCCAGCAUUGUCACAGACUUUGAGUUAGUUUGUGACAAAAGUAUUUACCCCACCUUGGGCCUCGUGGCCCUAAACUUGGGGGGCCCUGUGGGCGUCUACUACUUCGGGAUGUUAAAUGACAGCAUCGGGCGCAAAAAAUCAUUCUUUGUCUGUCUCACAACCCUCCUCCUUGGGAGCGUUCUAACAGCAACUGCCCAAAAUUUCUGGUGGUGGGCCGCUAGCCGGGUCAUUGUAGGCCUAACAAUACCUGCGAUUUACCAAAUCCCGUUUAUUAUUUCUUUGGAACUUGUAGGUCCCAACUACCGCUCAUUUGUCACAGUCAUGAUCUGCUUGUUUUACACUUUGGGGUUGUUAAUUCUAUCGGGUGUCGCGUAUUUGAUUCGAGAUUGGGUUUAUUUUGCACUGUCGACCUCGCUCCCGUUCAUUCUCUAUUAUUUCUACUGGUUUUUUCUCCCCGAAAGUCCCAGGUGGUUGUUGGCCAAAGGGCGCUUCGAGGAAGCGUCCCGAAUUUUGGAAACUCUGGCCCGGGUCAACAACCACGAGCUGCCGCCCAGUUUUAAGCAACAAUUGAAGCAAAAAAUGCUAGGUACGAGGAGUUUGAGUGAGGAGGAAAGCUACAAAAAGACACCACAUUGUACAGAACUGUGCGCUACACCAAACAUGCGCUUAAAAACGGUCUUAAUCACACUGAAUUGGUUCGCAAAUGAGGUGGUUUACGUCGGCUUGAGUUACUACGGGCCUUCAUUGGGGAGUAACGAAUAUAUGAGCUUUUUUCUCUCUUCGGCGAUCGAAAUUCCCAGUUAUUUUAUCUGCUGGUUGGUGAUGGACCGCUGGGGGAGGAGAUGGCCCUUGUGCUUGUGCAUGAUUAUUAGUGGAAUUUGUUGCAUCACCACUUUUCUGCUACCUGAGGACUCAAUCGGGCUGAUUCUAGCACUCUUCCUGAUGGCCAAGUCUGCGAUUGCGGCCUCGUUCUUGAUUAUUUAUCCUUUUGCAGGUGAAUUGUUCCCAACCCAGUUGAGGGGCCUGGGAAUUGGGGUGUCUGCCUAUAUAGGCGGCAUGGGUCGGAUUAUAAUUCCGUUUAUCACGUUCCUGGGCUCAGAAAUGGUCGUUUUACCGCUGCUUAUCAUGGGGAUUAUUUCUGUGAUUGGUGGAUUGAUUGGGCUGCGUUUACCUGAAACUCUCCAUUAUCGCCUCCCUCAGACCUUGGAAGAAGGGGAAGAAUUUGGGAAAGAUUUCACGAUAAGAGACUGUCUCCGAUGUAUCCCCAUAAAACCAGAAACCUCCACUUCGGCGUCUGAAGAUCUGGAACUGGAACCCAUAGAUUCGGAGGCAAAGGAAGACACGCCUUUAAGCCGUUCAGUACGCCGAAAAAUAUCAAUUCACAGAUUAGCAAAACAAGCCAGUGUUAUGGACGCUCCAAAAGAUGCAGACGGAAGCAUGAAAAUUACAAAUUGGUUUUAAUUAUUUUGUAUUUUAUUUAUUAAUAAAUGUUUCUUUAUUAAAA